AUGGGUAACGCAAACACGCCAACAAAAACAAACAGUGAACGUCAUGAAUCAACUCCAGUUGAGGAACCACUUGUUCAAACUCCAGAUGGACUGGAAAGCGACGCUUACUCUCUAAACGAAGAAGGCGACUCUUUGAUUCUUCUUAAAGAUGAAGAGAAAGAGGUGAAAAAGAGGCUAUUUGAGCACUAUGCAUUGUUGGAGGAAGCGGCUCUGGAGUAUGUAAGGAGCCGGCGAGAGACGAUCCAGCUAUUGGAGAGUCUUGCGAAUGAGCUGACCACUCAUCAUUGCAAUGCACAAUUUGCAAAGAUAUCUGGAGGAGCAGCGGCGAUACUUGGAUCUGGUUUGGCGAUCGUUGGAUUCGCUGCCUCGUUCUUCACUUUGGGGGCCUCCAUCGGACUACUGGCCGCGGGGGUGACAGUCGGUGCUGUCGGUGGGCUAGCUGCAAUAGAUGAAGUCAUGACCAAGAUGAUCUCCUCAAGGUUGACCACCAAGAAGGCCAAGCAGAUUCUGCUGCAAGACAACAACUCCUGUAAACUUUUGGUGGAAGCUAUAGAGGUCGUUGACAUCUCAUCACGAAAUCUUGUCACUACUUUGCGAGUCUCAAGCGGAGUCAUCGGAGGCGGUAAAAAAAUUCUCAACGUCGUCAACUCAGUGGCUGAUAUGGUGGAAGUGAGUUCAGUGACCGUGGAAGCAGCGGGGGGAGUUGGGCAGAGUGCUUUUAAGGCGGCGACUGCGGCGGGGAAGGGCGUUGCAAUCGCCGGCGUCGUGCUAAGCGUAGUUACGACCCCGAUUGAUUUGUUCAUGAUUAUAUCAUCUGCAAAGUACUUGCAGGAGAAGACAGUUCCGCAGGUCGCGCAAGGGAUCUAUGGCAUCGUUGAAGAAGUGGCCUGCCCCACGGAGAAGGAAAUACAACUCAACAUCUCUGAAAUGAAAUGCCGACAACUGAAAUUUUUCAUGGAGACCAAAACUCCGUAG
Messenger RNA from Asterias rubens (European starfish), 975 nucleotides. RefSeq lists its product as uncharacterized. Gene Ontology annotation, biological process: lipoprotein metabolic process; lipid transport. NCBI's taxonomy places the organism in Eukaryota, Metazoa, Echinodermata, Asteroidea, Forcipulatida, Asteriidae. The record is from RefSeq and is a predicted model, not a curated record. The transcript has 4 exons. Gene Ontology annotation, cellular component: membrane; extracellular region. The coding region runs from base 1 to 975 and encodes 324 amino acids. Gene Ontology annotation, molecular function: lipid binding.